AUGCUUCCUCCAAUUACUCGCCGCUUCGCGGCCCUGCUGCCCCUCUCCUUGCUGCUGGUUCCAGCACACUCGUCAUCACAAUUCUCCUCGCUCCUUGCCGACCUCAAGACACUGAAGUUCGAGACGACCGGCAGCAAAAUCACCUACACGCGCGACGCCAUCUGGGCAGGUGCGGAUUUCUUCUCGCACUUUGACUUCCGCACGUCGGCAGACUACAUGUCAGACUCGUCCAUCGCUGCCACCGACCCGACACACGGCUUCGUCAACUACGUCGACGAGGCGACGGCACGCAACGCGAGCAUCCUGGCCAUAACCGAUGGCGGCAACCCGCGCUGGGGCGUCGACACGGCACAAACGUACACACCCGGCAAGGACUGGGGCCGGCCGAGCGUACGCAUCGAGAGCAAACAAGCCUGGACGCACGGCCUGUUCAUCUUCGACAUUGCCCACAUGCCCGGCGCGGCCUGCGGCAUCUGGCCCGCACUGUGGAGCCUGGGGUCGGGCACGUGGCCGGAAGGUGGCGAGAUCGACGUGCUCGAAAACAUCCACCUGGCUCAGACGAACCAGAUGGUCAUCCACACGGGCGACAACUGCACCAUGGAAACACCGCGGCGCUCGGCGCUGGGGAGCAUCGAGGGCACCUGCGCGGGCUCUGAGGGAUGUCGCGUGCGUGCGUCAACGGGAAAGAGCUACGGGGAUGCCUUCAAUGCAAAUGGCGGCGGUGUCUAUGCGCUGCAGUGGACGAGUGGCGCAAUCAAGAUCUGGUUCUUCCCGCGCGAUAAGGUGGACAGCGAAGUGGCGGUAUGGAGGGACUUGGACUCGGGCGCGUUGGACAUCUCGCAGUUUGGGCUGCCUCAGGCCGUGUUUGCAGGCGGCCGUGGCUGCGACGUCGAUACCCACUUUGUCGAGCAUCGCUUCAUCUUCGAUACGACCUUCUGCGGAGACUGGGCAGGUAAUGCGUGGCCGUCGAAAUGUCCGUCGGUCGAGGGAAAGAAGAAAAAGCAGUCGUGCGAGAUCUACGUCGGCGCCCACCCGGAGGCGUUCGAGGAGGCGUACUGGGAGAUUAACUCAAUAGCUAUUUUUAAGGAAAGCGAGGUGGUCGGGACUCCGGUUUGA
This is a messenger RNA of Lasiodiplodia theobromae, 1116 nucleotides long. RefSeq names its product Endo-beta-glucanase. Bases 1 to 1116 code for a protein of 371 amino acids. The transcript has a single exon. Lineage: Eukaryota; Fungi; Ascomycota; Dothideomycetes; Botryosphaeriales; Botryosphaeriaceae. The record is from RefSeq and is a predicted model, not a curated record. Gene Ontology annotation, molecular function: hydrolase activity, hydrolyzing O-glycosyl compounds. Gene Ontology annotation, biological process: glucan catabolic process.